AUAGUACGACUUUGCGAAUUGCGCGCGGGUACUGCGACUGACGUGGAGAAGAGCUGGGAAUACGGCGACGUUCGAGUGAACACAUUCCUUGCGCCACCAGACGGUGCCACUGGAGGACUUGUAUAGAACUCUUUUUUGGGUUGCUGUGUUGAGCUUGCGGAUGCCGGUGUCGGCGGUGAAGGUCUGCUCGAAGAUUUCGUCGUAGAGCUCUUGGGGAAGUGUCUGCAGGAGGUCGCGUAGUGAUCGCGGGGCGCGUGUAGUCAUGGUGGCUGGUGUCGAUGACCGACGAAGACUCAAGUGUGGUUUACGAAAGAUGCGACGCUGGAUUGCGAGGAGUCGUCUCGAGCACGCUUGUGGUGGCGCACGGACCUUUUCAGGGCACGGCACGAGAUUCUCCCCAGAUCACAUGACUUCACAUGCAAGCACCUCUCGAGUCGUGCAAAUCUGGUUAAGAGUGGUUUUUAUUUCCCACCACUGAGACGCUGCCAGCAUGCCCGUUGGGAGAUUGACAGGGAAAAUCAUGCUAUACAUUCAUUGGACCAGCAUUCACCACUGGGAUGAUGAUGGACGGCGAGCUGUGGCCUGAGAAGACCGAUGAGCUGGAGGAGAUUGUUUUGCAUGAGGACGCUACGCAGGUCCGAUUCUCUCGCAAAGUAUGCCUCGUCCUGCACCGCCUCAGAUCUGCACGGCCCGGAAACGUGGACGAUUGGGUUCGCGAGAUUGCAGUCCGCGCCACGGCCACGCCUCUGAGUCUCUGCGAACCACCGCGAAGUCACACCGCACCCGUUAAAAGGAGUUGUGCUGGCCGCCGCCGACGUCCUGCCACCUGCGCUUGCCUUCACAACACAUCCCGAAUUCACUACAUCCUCAGCGUCCAUUUCUUUCUACUGAUAUCGACCCUCCUCGGACCUCCGGACAUCGAUCCUUCGUCGUGGCGCAGUCAGGCACACCAGCAGCAUCCCUCCCGUGACCUCCACUUUCCUGCCACUGCGAGAACGAAGCCGUCAUGCUGGUACGACAACUUGCAAGAAGCCGACCGAGUGCACACUUUCAACCCAUUCGGUCGAUUCAACCCGAAAGUCCGCCAUGGAGCUGGUCCUGAAGCAGACCCGGAGAAACAAUUGAACUUGCGCCACGUGCAAAGCGAGCCAGAUCCAUCCCCCGUCGACAACAAGAACUCCAUCGACGCCACUCUUCAACAACCACACCCCGCUCACCACGCCACCUUCCCGACAGGCCCAGAAUGGGAUCCUUCACCUGGCAAGAGCAAAGGCAUAGAGGAGUUCGAACAGAACCAGAGUAGUAACCAGACCGAGAAGAAUGCCCCGGACAGCAUAGGAGCCGAAUCAUCGCGAGAGCUAUCGAGAGAAGCGAACGAAGAUGGCAAGCCACGAAAACGGAAACGAGCAUUCUUCGCACUGGGCAAGAAGGAGGGCGACGAUAGCCAUGACUUCCACCACACCGACACCGAGAAGUCGAAGGAGAAGAAGGAGAAACACCCGAAAAUCCCCUUCAUGAGCCAGUUCAAGGCCGUCUUCUUCAGCUGGAUCAACAUUCUGCUCAUCGCUGUGCCAGUCGGGAUUGCCAUCGAAUAUGCCCACGUCAACAAGAUCGCCGUCUUCGUCGUCAACUUCAUUGCCAUCAUCCCCCUGGCAGCCAUGCUGUCUUAUUCGACCGAAGAGCUCGCCAUGUAUAUUGGCGAAGUGCUUGGCGGACUUCUCAACGCCACCUUCGGAAACGCUGUCGAGCUGAUUGUCAGCGUCAUCGCCCUGACGCAGGGAAAGGUUCUCAUUGUGCAAACUUCGCUCAUCGGAUCUAUGCUCUCCAAUUUGCUUCUGGUCUUGGGAAUGUGCUUCUUCUGUGGUGGCGUCAACAGAAAAGAACAGCACUUCAACAUCACCGUCGCGCAAACCGCUGCAUCGUUAUUGGCCCUCGCCAUCGGGAGCUUGAUCAUCCCGACCGCUUUCCAGAUCUUCGCCAACGUCGACAAUGGCGUUGUCCCAACCUCGCGAGGAACUUCUGUUCUGCUCCUGCUGGUAUACGCCUGCUACCUGUUCUUCCAGCUACGCACCCACACCGACAUGUACAACGAGCCCAGCCAGAAGACGCCAAAGCGAUCAUCUGGCAAGAAAGACGCAGGCGAGGCAAUGAAGGGUAUCGCCAUGAUCGGUGCUGCAAGUGGUGCUGCGCCCGCUGGUGGACGUGUCAACCAGGAAAAUCUAGUGCACGAGCAGGAAGAAGAGGAGGAGACGCCCAAUCUCUCCAUCACUGGUGCUCUCGUCACACUGGCCAUCUCGACCGUCUUCAUUGCUCUAUGUGCCGAAUACAUGGUCAGCGCAAUCAACGAUGUCGCAAAAAGCGUCUCCCCCGAAUUCAUCGGUCUGAUUCUCCUCCCGAUCGUGGGAAACGCAGCAGAGCACGCCACCGCGGUCACGGUCGCUAUCAAGGACAAGAUGGACCUGUCGAUUGGUGUUGCCGUUGGUUCUUCGCUGCAGAUUGCAUUGCUCGUCCUCCCGCUCAUGGUCCUUUUCAGCUGGUUCGGAAUUGGCAAGCCCAACGUGCUCAGCCUUGAUUUUGAUGGAUUCUUGGUUGUCAUCCUGGUGCUCAGCAUCUGGCUCGUCAAUUACCUCAUCAACGACGGCAAGUCACAUUGGCUGGAAGGCGUUCUCCUUAUGAUUACAUACCUCAUCAUCGCCAUCGCCGCCUGGUUCUACCCAGCCAAGGGCGAUGUGGCCGGUUAAGCGAAACGACACUCCCUCGCGAUUUCCUGUAAUUUAUCGGCGCCGAGAAUGCACGGCAUACGACCUCAUCUUAAUCCCGUACUCUUCAGAACAAACACUGCGACAGAAAGAGCUAUCCAGAGAAGCAGCGGCGCGGAGUUCGAUUGGAACUUUCUUGGCAGUCUUUUUUAGAUACCCCGAAUGCAAAUGAGUAUUGAUGGUUU
This is a messenger RNA of Pseudocercospora fijiensis CIRAD86, 2944 nucleotides long. RefSeq lists its product as uncharacterized. Gene Ontology annotation, cellular component: fungal-type vacuole membrane. The coding region runs from base 558 to 2741 and encodes 727 amino acids. The record is from RefSeq and is a predicted model, not a curated record. Gene Ontology annotation, molecular function: calcium:proton antiporter activity. NCBI's taxonomy places the organism in Eukaryota, Fungi, Ascomycota, Dothideomycetes, Mycosphaerellales, Mycosphaerellaceae. Gene Ontology annotation, biological process: intracellular calcium ion homeostasis; calcium ion transmembrane transport. The transcript is spliced from 6 exons.